AUGACGACGACGACGGCGAGGGAAAGCAACACCAUUUUCGCGACGAGCGCAAAAUGCGCUUUAUCCGUGGCGACGGCUAUGAUUGUGUCCGGAAUAAUCCCUUCUCCUCCGUUCGCGGUCGCGGAAUUGAACAGUCGAGAAGCCAAUCAAGGUGGUGAGUUCAACAGAGGGAGCGCGCAACAGUUUGGCGGGUACGACUUGAGAGCCGAGAACGUGAGUGAAAAGUACGGCACGGAUUUACGGUUAUCGAAUUUUACAGGAGCGGAGAUGCGAGACUCAAAAUUGGUCGGCGCGAAGCUGAACGGCGCGUAUUUGAUGAAAGCGGUGGCGGCGAACGCAGAUUUUACGGAUGCAGAUUUGAGCGACGCGUUGAUGGAUCGAGGCGUGUUUGUGAACGCGAAUUUUACGAAUGCGAUAUUAGCGAGGGUCGUGUUGACUUCGUCCGAUUUGAACGGAGCGAAUAUUACGAACGCCGAUUUCUCGGACGCUUUGCUGGAUAAUACGAUGCAAAUGAAGUUAUGCAAAAUCGCGACUGGAACGAACCCGACGACGGGCGUAAACACGAGAAAGUCUCUGAAUUGUACCGGCGGGCGCGGGAAUGUUGGUUCGCCGUCAAGAUACAUGACGGAAGAAGACGCUCAGAAGCCAGAGGCACAAUUUGAAGCGAGCCGAUUUUCAGCCUAUCAGACCAAGUAA
Molecule: messenger RNA, 696 nt
Organism: Bathycoccus prasinos
Lineage: Eukaryota; Viridiplantae; Chlorophyta; Mamiellophyceae; Mamiellales; Bathycoccaceae
Product: pentapeptide repeat-containing protein
Exons: 1
Coding region: 1-696 (231 amino acids)
Source: RefSeq, a predicted model, not a curated record